AUGAAUCACUUCGCUCUGUCGGUCAUUGCCCUAGUCGCCGUUUUCGGCUCGGCCAUUGCCGAACACCCUGUGCUGCAGCACUACUACGUCCGCAAGAGCUUCGUCGAGGCUCAGGCAGAAUGUGCCGUGUACCUUCAGGUCCCCGAUGACCGUUUGCAACGCUACAUGCGCGAGGGAUACCCUGAUGAGCCGGAAGUGCGCUGUCUGGUCCUGUGCGUCCUCGAGAACCUGCGCGCCUGGAACGACCUCGAGGGUGGACUGCAGGAGCAUGUCCUUGCCAACUUCUUCGUGCCCGCCUCGGAGGACUGCGACUACGCCAAGCGCACCGAGAAGUGCCUGUUCUACCUGCCCAAGGAGUGCAACGGAGACAACUGCGUGGCAGCCUACCAGGCCUUCCAGUGCUACUACCAGAACUACGGCACGCUCACCCACUGCCCGGCCUACGUCCCGAGCUACAAGGAUGAAGAUCUUCAGGAGGCUCUCGACCUGUUCGACAUGUUGGACGUGUCCGAGGCGACUAUGCGCAAGCUCGCCGGAGGCUGCUUCCCGAGCUGUCCCGAGUCCGAGUGCUUCUUCCGUGCCUACGUUAUCCGCUACGGCGCCUACGACGAUGAGGAGGGUCCGCUGCUGAAGAACCUGUACACCCAGACGGCCGAGGAGGCCUUCAAGCCGGAGAACGCAGCUACCCAGGUGUGCUUGGCCAACCUGAAGAAGCUGGCCUGCAACAAGAGCAAGUGCGAACAGGCCACCGAGGUGUUCACUCAGUGCUUCGGUUCCACCAAGCUGUACAGCUACCUUAAGGGUGUCUUCAAGGUGGCUGCUACCCAGCGUCUGGCUUAA
Molecule: messenger RNA, 840 nt
Organism: Anopheles coustani
Lineage: Eukaryota; Metazoa; Arthropoda; Insecta; Diptera; Culicidae
Product: general odorant-binding protein 69-like
Exons: 1
Coding region: 1-840 (279 amino acids)
Biological process (GO): sensory perception of smell
Molecular function (GO): odorant binding
Source: RefSeq, a predicted model, not a curated record